UCUUUCUAGUCAUGAAAUAAUCAUCAGCAUCUCAGCUGUCAGGGAGGUUAUAGAACCGCAGGUCCAGGGAGCGUUUUUUACAUUUAUGACAAGUUUAACCAGAAAACCAGCUCCGACCAAACCUCAUUAUUUCGAUUAUUUAUUUACUUUCUGUUGAGAAGCAGCAGUUGAUCGUCUAUGUGUCUUUUUAAGAAAAUAUUUUAAAGAUGUGGACUUUUCUAGGAGUGGCAACUUUUACAUAUUUGUAUAAAAAAUCCAACCUGGUUCUGUCUUACAUCCCAAAGGAGCUGCUGAUGAUCACAGGCUUGUUUGUGGCAGCUGGGCUGCUGCUGUCUUAUGUCAGGUUCUUCCACGGCCAGAAGCUCACAGUCUUCCAGGUGGUUCAUUUAACUUUCAGCGCCUUGUCCUUCUUACCCCUGGUGAACCACUUAGUCCCUGAAAAAGCCCCACAGAGGAGCAGCACGGCGGAGAACAGCAGGAAAAAGAGUAAGAGGAGACGAGCAGAAGAAACGGAGUCUGCAGCUGAACCCUGUUCUUCAGUCUGUGGGGCCUCUGUGGCCCCGGAGCCGGAGCCGGAUGUGGUGAUCGUUGGGGCCGGGGUGCUGGGCUCGGCCCUGUCCGUGGUGCUGGCCAGGGACGGGAGGAGGGUGACGGUGGUGGAGAGAGACCUGAAGGAGCCGGACAGGAUCGUGGGGGAGCUGCUGCAGCCCGGUGGAUUCAGAGCUCUGAGGGAUCUGGGACUGGAAGCUUCAGUGGAAGGUCUGGAUGCCCACCAGGUGAACGGCUAUGUCAUCCAUGACAUGGAGAGCAGCACCCAGGUGGAGAUCCCGUACCCAGAGGAGGAGGGGCGUGUCCAGUGUGGGCGCGCCUUCCAUCACGGUCGAUUCAUUUCAGGCCUAAGGAGAGCCGUCAUGGCCGAAAAAAAUGUCAGGCUCAUAGAAGGCACCGUGAACAGUUUACUGGAGGAGGACGGCUGUGUGACUGGAGUCCAGUACAGAGACAAAGACAGCGGAGAGCUGAAGGAGAUCCACGCCGCGCUCACCGUGGUGGCCGACGGCUGCUUCUCCAAGUUCAGGAAGAGCCUCGUUCCCGGGAAGGCCAAGACAACCUCACACUUUAUCGGAUGUCUGAUGAAGGACUGUCCGCAGUUCAAAGCCAACCAUGCGGAGCUGGUGCUGGCCGACCCCAGCCCGGUGCUGAUCUACCAGAUCUCCUCCUCUCACACCCGGGUGCUGGUGGACAUCAGGGGGGAGCUGCCUCGCAACCUGUCCGAGUACAUGGCGGAAAAAAUACACCCACAGCUGCCAGAGCACCUGAAAGAGCCCUUCAUGGUGGCGCUGCAGAACGACAGACUCCGGUCCAUGCCCAGCAGCUUCCUCCCUCCCUCCCCCGUCAACAAACCAGGCGUGCUGCUGUUGGGUGAUGCCUACAACAUGAGGCACCCUCUGACGGGGGGAGGGAUGAGUGUCGCCCUCAAUGACGUCCGGAUCUGGAGGGGUCUGCUGAAGAACAUCCCAGAUCUGUACGAUGACUCCGCCCUGCUGCAGGCAAAGAAAAAAUUCCACUGGGAACGCAAGUCAUCCCAUUCUUUUGUGGUGAACGUGUUGGCGCAGGCUCUGUACGAGCUGUUUUCAGCCACCGACAGUUCUCUUCAUGAGCUCAGAAAGGCCUGCUUCCAGUACUUCAAGCUGGGUGGAGAGUGUAUUUCUGGGCCCAUCGGACUUCUCUCUGUGCUGACACCGAAGCCCAUGACCCUCAUUGGACACUUCUUUGCGGUGGCGCUCUACGCGAUCUACUUCGCCUUUAAGUCUGAAUCCUGGAGCACCAAACCUCGAGCUGUGUUCAAGAGCGCGGCCAUCCUGUACCGAGCGUGCACGGUCAUGUUCCCGCUCAUCUACUCUGAACUCAAACACCUGCUUUACUGACUGAGGAGCCGAGCGCACGGACGCACAAGGGUUUGUGGUCUGAGACCCCCUGGCAAAAAUGUAUCGCCUUGGAGGGGAUUAUUCCUUUUUAUGUGAAUCGUUUUUACUGAAAUUUAACAAAAUAUUCCAAUUGUUGGUGUUUUAAAGUGGACCUCAACUCCACAAAGCCUUGGUGAAGCCGUUUGUGCUUAAAAAAAUGUGCCUGUCUGCAGGAGACAUGCCUUAGCUCAGGAAUUUGCCUUUUAGGCUAACAGAGUAUUACAGUGAUGAAGAAAGCACAUAAUAGGAUGUCAGACGGUACGGCAUCAAAAUCAUGUUUAUUCUGCAUUUUAAACGUGUUUUUCAGAGUAUUUUUUAUCCUUUUGCUGUGCAAAAUAUCCAAUGAACUCUAUUUUUAAAAGACUUUGUUCUCCAAUGUAAAUAGUAGUUUCUAUUCCUGGGAGGAAUCAUAAAUAUGACCUGGCCCCUGUAUGAAGCUCAGGAGGUUCUUGUCCCGCGCUGACAGGGCCUUGUGUGAUGCCUUCUGUCUGCAUUUGCAGGUUAGAAUGGAAAUAAAUGUCAUUGGAAGAGGCUGGAAGAA
Molecule: messenger RNA, 2505 nt
Organism: Oryzias latipes (Japanese medaka)
Lineage: Eukaryota; Metazoa; Chordata; Actinopteri; Beloniformes; Adrianichthyidae
Gene: sqlea
Product: squalene epoxidase a
Biological process (GO): sterol biosynthetic process; cholesterol metabolic process
Cellular component (GO): endoplasmic reticulum; membrane
Molecular function (GO): squalene monooxygenase activity; flavin adenine dinucleotide binding
Source: RefSeq, a predicted model, not a curated record